AUUUGGGCUGUGUAAGCCCAUACCUCGUUCCUGUGUGCUGGCUGAAGGAGGGGGGAGCUGUGCUUCCCUCCAGCCUGUCCCUGCCCUUUCCCCAAGGAUGUCUCCCCAUGCAGCAAUAACUCAGCUCUCUAAAUUGAAGAGAUUGUGGGAAACAGGUAUUGACAAAAUUUGAGUGGCUGCCCAGAUAAGCAUAGGAUACUUUGAACAAUCCCUCACAUCACUUUAAAAUGCAGUGUCUCUACAGAAAAAAAUAUUUUUAAAAACUUGUUUUUUAGAAAACAUUAGUGGCUGCCCCAUGGAAAACAAUUUUUGCCCCCUCAGUAUUGGGCACAGAAUAAUCUGUUGAAAUCAAAUGCAUAAAUUGUGGAUGUAAUGGAGCUUGCUUUGAACUGAUGAGUCUGAUCAGAGUCUGGUGGCAAUUAAACAGAGUUUUGAAAGAUCAGCUGUGUUUGAGAACCAGCAGAACUCAGGGAGGAAGUGAUCUGGGGGCGUGUGAGCAGCACCUACUUAGCAAAUUGGAAAAAUACUAUUCAUUUUUUACAUCUAAGCACUUGGAAUCUCUCCUCAGAACCAAUUGGUGAUGAUAGAGGUAAUAUUUUUAUUCUUGUCACCAAGGAUAAUAAAAAUGCAGCAGAAGCUUAGAAACUUGUGUAUUUACAGCAUUGUGACAGGCAUAAGUCAAGCAGCAAUUCAGGCUGAAGCCAUCGAGCAAAGGCACCUAGUUCUCCAUGGCUGGAUGUCACAGGUCCUGCAGGACUGUAAGACAUCAAAUAUAGGGAUGCUGCCAGCUGUUCAAUUCCUCACAGCUAACCGUAGUGCUGACUCCAUGCACGCAGUGCCACAGGUCAGGACGAAGGCAAGGAGAGGUUUCCCUGUGGCUUUCCAGCCCCAGCUGCAGUGUGAGGGGUCUGGGCCGGGCUGCACGAGGGCAGGGCCAGCCUUGGGGCUGGGCUGCUGAAGGCUUUGUCUGACCCUUCAGAGUGAGGCUGCCAGGCAAAGUCCUGAGACAUUCCGGUGCUACUUCCAGUAUUAAUUUGCAUAGAAUUCCUUGGAUUUCAUUGUCAUUUAACCCACUCACAAGGCUUAACCACAUCUGAUUUUUGCCUCUGCUGACAUUUUCUUUUCUUUUUAAACACAUAAGCAUUAAAAAUCCCUCGGUAAAAUAUGUGUAUUUUCAUAGCGAGGAAGGCAUUUCUGUAACACUAUUUCAAAGCAAAUCACAGAAAUAUUGAAUGGGAGAGGAAAAAGAUGUUUGGUUCUUAUAGUUGGGGUUUAUUUGUUUUGAACUGAAUAAACCUGAAAAUAUUAUAUAAAAACUGCAGAUAAGUGAAAAAAUUCCAUAAGCAGCAUCUUCCAGAUUGUUCCUCAAAAAAACCACCCAACUGACAACAGUACAACAGAAAAGUGUUCUUAAUUAACAUCUUCAGUUAAAGGAGAAGCAUUGUGGAUCUCUUAGAUGUAUUAUUAAAUCUUCAUUGUUUAGAUAAUUGGAUGGGGACAGACACUUGUGCUGAGUGCUGUGUCAAAUUCGUCAGGGCCUGCUGUAAUUCUAGUGCACUUGCUGGAUUUCACAGCUAUUUGUCUGGGUACAGGGGUAAUUUGGAGGGUUGAGUGAAGCCAGAUGACUGUAAUGAACUCAUUUUGUGUCUUUGACUCAGUUUCGGGGGAAAAAAAAGAUGCUAUUUUUAGGGUAUUUUAUAUUGUUAAGACUUCUGUUCUUCCUGUCUCUCAAAGUUUCUCUGGGUCGCUGUCUUUGCUUCAUCACCGAUAAUUAUAUCAAAUUAAUUCAGCAUAAUUGAGUUAAUUAUUAGCACUGGAGGUUACCACCAGGACUUCGAUUGAACCAGAGCUUUUAUCCCCCUUUUCCUGAGGUUUCACCAAAUGUAAACAAACCAGAAUCAUGGGUGAACAUCAAGUGCUGUUGCCACUCAGAAUUGUCCUGCCAUGCUCAUUCACUCAGAUGAGUACUGAUAAAUGGAGUGGGAAAAGAGUUCUCUCUCACCCCCCUUCAUCUCUGCCGAAGCUCUAAAUUAGUUGCCCAACAGAGUUGGUGUGUUAUCAGUUAAGAGUGAGCCCUGUACCACCGAGAGCUGGGGUACAGCUCUCGGUGCUGGGUGCUGGGGGAUGUCUGCAUUUGCAAGAGCUUCUUGCUGCUCAGACCUUUCUUUUCAAAGGCACCUUAGAUUGCCUUUGAGCUAGACUGGGCCUUGGAGAGUGACAAUGAAGUUUUGGGGAAAACUUGAGCUAUGGCUUUAAGAGCUCAGAAGUGUCCAGAAGACAUGGUGGGAUCUGCCCCUGAUUAGCUGCUGGCAUGGAAACAAGCCCUGAUUAGUGAGCUGGGCCAAUCCCCCUAAGAGGCUAAAGGCACCCAGACUUACAUGUACUGUAAUACUGCUGCUUAUAAACACUGCUCCCAGGAACAUGGAUUUUGCCCAGGAUGUGGUGGGUAAAAUUCAUCCAUGGUUUAAUUCCACCACAGAAAGGGUUUAUGCCAGGGAAGGGGUUGGCUCAGACUAUUGCUGUGAUUGAGAGCAAAGGCUUGGAGAUGCUAAAUUUCAGCAGAUAUGGAUUUGGAAUAAUAGACAUUGAGUUGUUCCUGACACUGCUGUGAAGGAUAAUGUGAGUUGGGAAGGACAACUCCAGGAUGAGAUGUAGAUCCCAGGGCAGGGCACGAGCCCCAUCGUCACCAUCCAGGGAUUAUGUGCCCAGUCAGGGCUAGAAGGGAUGUGUUGGGGGGAGCAGGAAAUGGAGAGGUCACACUGCACAGGGUUUAUUCCCUUGUAGGCUGGGUAUGAUGUUUGCACUAAGGGAAGGUUCAGAGGAGUAUGUUAGAUAUUUUUCGUUUUAAAAAAAAUAUAAUUUUUAAUUAAACAUUAGUCAAUAAUGUGGAUCACAGUAAUUUCUUUUACUGUUUUAAAUUCUGACUCUACACCUUUACGACAAGUUUUUCAACUCUUGUACUUUCCUAAGCAGAGCUCUUUCUGCACUGACAGCUCCUUGUUUUACCCUCUUGAGUUUUUUUAAAAAAAUUAUAAAGUUGGAUUGCAUGAGCAAAAUGAGCAUAUAUUAAAGAAUAAUGGUAAAAUAAACUUUCACCAAUUUCAGUCACUGUUCAAUUCCUGAACAGUGAGAAACCAGUACAAAACCUUAUGUAAGACUUACUAUUCUUCAGUGCUUGUCUGAGCCAUAGUCCAUAGAGUUAAUGUGGUCAUUAAUCACACAGUGUGGUUUUUCCCUUCAAAGGCACUCCCAUGCCUUAUGCUGCCAAGUUGGUCUCUGUCUGUCAGCAACAGUUGUGGCAGCUUAUUUGGUGCCCAGUUGGAUGUUUUAGAAGGUGAUACAAGCUCAGCCAGAAAGUUGUUGCACUAACUGGCAUAAAGCAGUUGAGAGAAUCACAAUUGCUGAACUGGAGCUAAGCACUGGAACAUUUCAAAAUACAAUAUUUACAAAAAAGAAAGGAAUGAACAAGCAGUUUUGGUUUAAAGUUGAUAAUUCCUAUUCAGGCAUGAUCACAAAGGUAAAUACAGAUUUGGCCACUGAGAAGAAAAUUAAUUUUAACAGCAGUUGAACUGACCAAUUCAAAGCUGUGAAGAAAAAGUUCUUUUGAGACUGUGCCUUUCAGAAUUUCCUUUAAGCCGGGAGAAUCAUUUUCAGGAGAAAAAAGUGGAGAAGUUUGAAUUGUACCUAAACCGGGGAGGUUCCUGUCCUCACUAGUGAGCAUGCACCAAAGAAUAUUACUCUAAUUAGUCUGAUCAUGCUUAUUAAUUAUACAGAACAAGGUAAUCUGGCCUCAACAUGUGUCCUUACUGGUGUAGGAUUGCAAAAGCCUGAGUAUUUUAUUUGCAGUAUUGCAUGUCUCUGCUCUGUGAUACCAAACCAGGGUGUAAGGUAAGACAUCUGCCCUGUAGCUUUGGUUAAUUUAUACAACUGGUCAUUAUGCCCAGCUCUAGCACUCUGUCAUUCUCAAGUUUUAUCAAUUGCAAUUCUAUAUUUUGUAUUUAUAUUAUAUUUAUAAUUUAUUAUGUUUUAUAUUUGCAAACUAGUGACAUUGUUGAAUAGCAUUAGGCCUGAUCCUGAUGCUGUUGAACUGAAUGAAGGGUGUCGGAGCAGCAGUGGUUCCUUGUCAACAAAGAGAUCUUUGGGAUCUGUCGUUUGCCAGUUCUUAAUCCUUCAUGUGCUCUGCAGUGUAAAUACUGUGUAAAGCAAAUUUUAUGCUGAAGGGCUAUGCCCCCAAGUUGUUCUGCACAGUCACCUGACACUGCUUCUGCCUCAUGCAUCAAUCAAAGCAUAAAGGGGAGAGGAGCAGAAAUAGAAGUGAACAGAACAGGCCCAGCUACCAUCACUCAUGCAAUGGGAUUUUGCAGCUCGUGUUUAGAAAGGACAAAACCCCAACAAUGCUGGGCCCUGGCUCGUCAGAAGCGAUCACAUCAAACGCGCAGAUCUCAGUAAGAGCCGGCGAGAUGUGGCUGCUGGGAAGUGACUGCAGCAUUGUCCGUGCUCACCCACACAGCAGGGCCGGGGCUGCAGGGCAGCCGUGCCCGGGGCUGCCAAGCGUUCCGAGCCCGAGUGGCUGUGAGCAGGCAGGGACGGACGGACGGACGGAUGGACAGACGUUGGCUGGUUUGCCUGGGGCAGCAGAGCCCCUCACACUGCCCUGGACGUGCCAGGCGCUCCUGGGACCCACUGGGGCCUGAGGGGAGCUGUGACUGUGUCACGAGCAGCGAGAGCAGCUAUGUCCCAGAGCAGGUUCUGCCCCUGCUGCAGGCUCGGGCCGGGACUCACAGGCCUGAACCUGGGAAACCUGGAACGAAGGACGGCUGUGACCAAAGAGUAAGAACCUUCUGGGUAGCAGCAGUUCACUUGGGUGCCUUCCUGGACUGAUGUCACAACAUGAACUAAGAUGUUUUGCGGUUAAAGAGGUUCCAAAAGACUUUCAGUGUCUUUCUUAUUUUGGCAUUCUUAUUUUUCCUGAGAUCAUGAGGUUUGACAAGGAUAGGGAAUCAUAAAUUCUUGAGUUAAGACUUCUGAGGGUGUAAUACUUCAAAGUAGUAUACCACAUCUCUAGCCUGGAUACUGGGGAAAGAGAGGGCAGAGGGGGAAAGGGGAGCCAAGAUGUAAACAGCAACAGCUCAGGUAACUCUUGCAGUCCUUUAAUUAACACUUCUAGUCUCUGGAGCCCAGCUUUGUUGGCUGUUUAACUAGUUCAGAGGGAUUGGGAUCAUAACUGCUGAACUGUGGGGAUUUGCUGGAAAAACACAACAGUAGAAAAAAAAGUAAACUGAGAGCAGAGGCAUAGUACAUCUCAGCUUCAUCAGGGUUCUUCUGUGCACAGGGUCAAUUGCCAAACCUGCCAAUGCAGAUUGAAGAUUAAUUGGCUUUGGUCAUCUUUUGCUUCACUAUCUGAAUAUCAUUAUCAGGAAUGUAAAUGAUUAUGCAAUGCAGAGAAAUGCCACAAUAGUCUCAGUGUCUCCUUCUAUACUUGUCUCUUUGUGAACGGAGCUUUAUCUAAAUGCAAAUGUGAUUUCAGCCUUCUGAUUAGGACAUUAUACAGUCAUCCAUUCCAGAAAAGCACAAUUAGCUGAUUAUUUUAUUUCUGACUCAACAGUUCCUGGUGUAGAUAGUUUGUUUGUUGUGCUGUGCAUGAUAUUUAAAUUAUCAGAGGGAGAUUUUCAUUAUUAGUCAGGAUUAUAGCCAGAAUUUUUGAGGUCGAGGGUUUUUGCAUGGCAGAUAAAACGUAACAUUUGUGGGAUUUGAGGGGAGAUGUUUUUAGAACAAAAGGCAACAGUGUAGAUUCUUACUGUGCUUCAUUGUCCUUUUUGUGUUGAGGAAGGGGCAAAUCACAGCAGAGGCUUUGCAGAUUCUCCAGUGCCCUGGGGUGCACAAGUCCAGACUGUAGCAUUCCCUGUUGCCAGGUUCUAGUCCCUGUUGAGGUUACUUGUACAGGGCACCAGUGUCUUAGAACUUAACAAUGGGCAGGUCAUGAAAUUAUUUCUUAUUAAACAGCCACUGUAGUGAAAUAGCCAACAAGUUUUCCAUGUGCUGUGGUAGAUUUCCAGUGAAGUUUACACUGGAUGAAGGUACAUCCUAAGAAAAACACAGAUCUUUGGUGAUAAACUUCCCUGUGAAGCUUGCCCAUGUCACAGCGUUUGUAGCAUUUUUGGAGCUGUGAAUCUCUCAGAAGUCAGAUGGUUUGGUUUUUUAAUUUGAAUAUGAGAGCCUCAUAGAAGGAGUUUAGUUUUGAUAAUAGAUGGGGUAAAAAUUUCCAUCUUCAAAUCUUUUAGGAAGUCCAGUAUUUAUAGAAAGGCUAAGAAUUAUUUUUUUUUUCCAAAAAAAUUAAUCAGUUGCAAAUGUAUUUGUCACACAAUUUGAAUUCAGCAGCUCAUCAUUUUCCUAUGAAAAAUUACUGCAGUGGGAAAUUCCUAAUUAUUUAUAGUGAAAUAUUUUCAAUUCCAUUGAUCAGCUUCAUCUUCCCAUAUCCAUAUGUUUCUGUGACUGGUUCCUUCCUCUCUCCCAGAGCUGCUUUUCUGUGUGCUAGAGCAAGCUGUCCUGAGCAGUCCCAGCACAUGAGGGAUCUUUGUGUUUGUGACAGGAAAUCUAUUGCACCACUUAGAUUUAAUUAGAGCACAGUGACAUAUGAUGGGUUUACACAUCAAAGCCUAGAAACAACUUUACUAAUUGUCUCUGGUCCGAAAGUGUAUUAUGGGAUCUGUAUUGAAUUUUGGGAUGUUUCACUGUAUUUGGUGGGAAUAUGUGAAAUGCAGGGCCAGGUUCGUAGGGUCAAUGCAAUUCUACCAAUUCUUACCAGCCAAGGAUAUAGCCCAAAAAACCUGCAUGCACAGUUAAAUUUGGGUUCAGAUCAACUUGAAUCCAACCUCAUAUUCCAGUUUUCUGUAUUGGAUGAUAAAAACUCUCUCUCAUGGAGAGAAGGGCAGGGAGUAAUUCAGUCUAUAUCUUAUGAGUCACAUUUUGGAGUGGCUUGUCUUUCUGCUCCUGGAAGGAGAAUGCAGGGAUCUCUCAACUGACUGACUUGGGCAUGUAAUCACCUCCCAUACUUGAAUGCCAAAAUGAAAUGAACCAAACCAAAAAUGCAUGGAGCUGAUACCCACCAUAGGUUUCAGUGCAAAGAGAAAAGGAUAUUUUACAGAAAAAACACUUGGAGAAAACAAGGGAUGAACAUGUUGAAGCCUGGGGCUAUAUUGAUCCCAUUGUGAUGGGCAUUUAUAGGUGCAUAGAGAGGAGAUUUUCCCCACUGCAAUAAGAUCUAGCCUAUGCAAAUACAUAGCCUAGAUAUGUAAUAGCUGUCGUGGUAUACUCUGAAAUACAUUUGGGUAAAGGACUUAAAUUACUUAUGAAAAAGAAAAAGAAAAUAUUCCAAAUAAUGAGUAGUUAUCAUAAUGGGUGCUAAAAUAAUGGCAUGUACCUACUUCAUUAUCCAGUUGCUUAUUUAUUAUCUUUAUUCUUAAGAGUGAUGAUGUAAAAGUGCUUUUUUCCAAAUGUUAAUUUAGUUCUCUGCAGAUGGCAACCAUCUGUUAAAUGACAAGGCAUUUACAGCCUUUGAUUAGCACUUUAUAGGACUUGGAUGGACUUAACUGUUACAAUAUGUAAGUAUAGUUAUGGAAGUGAAACUUGGUAGAUUUGUUCUUUUCCUGUUGCUGUUACCAAUACAUGUAAAAUUUCAAACCUAACAGUGUUUUUUCCUGCCUUCUCCUCUGUUUAUCCAUGUCGUUUCCAGCUGAAGCCUUGAAAUUCUUGACAGAAUGACAAAAUAGGAAAUAUUGUUAAAUUCCAGCACCGUUUGUAUCUAUUAUUAGUAUCCUCAUUCUGAAAGGACACCAUGUGGAUGAACUAGGGAUGCUCAAGGAAAGCACUGGAAGUUUGAAGGACUUUAAGGAUUCUGGCUUAGCUAGUAGGAACCUCUCUGUGGGCUGUGAUACAGGUCUGGGUACUCAAAGAAAGUUACACUGGCUCUCUGUACAACACUGGCACACGUGGCUGUUCCCACUUCAAAGUGAUCCUCUGGAGCGAGCUCCACACUUUGUGUUUUCUUCCCUUGAGCAGUGGCACCCAACCCCCGUCUGUCCAUAAACUCAGCAAGUUCUCAUUGAUUUUAUGUUGGGGUUUCACCUAAAGUUUCCGCAGGUUAUUGCCGAUCCUCAGCCUGCCGGCGCUGUUCUCGCUGUGUUCUGUUCGUUGGCGCUUUGAUUUCCGCGCUGUCGGUGGAACUGCCGGUGUUUGUGUUUGUGUUUGUGUUGCAGAGCCGAGGGCGGGCCCGGCCAUGUCCCCGUUACCCGAGGCGGAGCUGGUGCGCAGCUCGGUGCAGCUGUACCGGUACCUGCUCCGCUGCUGCCGCCGCCUGCCGCCCGGCCCCAUCCGCCAGCACUACCGGCACGCCAUCAGACAGAGUUUCAAAGUCCAUGCUGAUGAAGAUGAUCCUGAGCGAAUCCAGCAGAUCAUUAAGAGAGCCAUUGAAGAUGCUGACUGGGUGAUGAAUAAAUAUAAAAGCCAGGAGUAGAAGAGGAAGGAUGAAACCAAGAAGGACAUCGGUAAACAGCCUUAAAGGACUUGCAGUGAAGUUCCGUACUACACUGAAUUAUUGCCUGAAGUUUUCUCUUGGAUAAUAUAAAUACAAUAAUUGAUAUUUCACUGGGAUGUCAUGAAACUAAAUUAAUAUUUCUGAAGGUA
Messenger RNA from Parus major (Great Tit), 8682 nucleotides. It is a transcript of the gene LYRM9, whose product is annotated as LYR motif containing 9. The transcript has 3 exons. NCBI's taxonomy places the organism in Eukaryota, Metazoa, Chordata, Aves, Passeriformes, Paridae. Bases 8276 to 8512 code for a protein of 78 amino acids. The record is from RefSeq and is a predicted model, not a curated record.